AAUAAUGUGCGCUUCCCGUGUUCUGUAUUCACGUGGAGUCAAUACAUUUUGGUGAACUCGGCAGACCACGAAAAGUAAUCGAAGAUGACACAGAUCGGGGGAGUAAUAAAACCAAAGAACAAGCGUUCUAAGCGCUUCCUGGAAAACAGAGCACCCAAGUUGACUGAGAAUGUCAAGAACGCUAUGAUAAUGAAAGGAGGGAAUGCUAAUCUGACCGUUUCACAAGCACUAAAGGAUAUUUAUGCCCUGAAGAAACCGAAUUCCGUGUUGUAUAAAAAGAAAAAUAUAACCAGGCCGUUUGAAGACUCGACAUCACUGGAAUUCUUUUCAAAGAAAUCGGAUAGCUCGUUAUUUUUAUUUGGCUCACACAACAAAAAGCGCCCUAAUAAUCUAAUAUUUGGUCGUCUGUUUGACUUUCAUGUGCUGGAUAUGAUUGAGCUUGGAAUUGAGAAGUAUGCUUCCUUGACUGACAUCAAGACCAGCAAAUGUCCAGAGGGAACAAAACCAAUGCUGGUGUUUGCAGGGGAUUCUUUCGAAACAGACAAUGAGCACAAACGCCUAAAGAGUUUACUUACAGAUUUUUUCAGAGGCCCUGCUGUUUCCACAGUUCGUCUUGCUGGCUUGGAGCAUGUACUCCACUUCACUGCUCUAGAGGGGAAAAUUUACAUGCGCAGCUAUAGAUCUCUGUUGAAGAAAUCUGGGUGUCGGACCCCCAGGAUUGAACUGGAGGAGAUUGGGCCGUCCUUUGACUUUGUCCUGAGAAGAACACACCUUGCAUCAGAUGAUCUGUACAAGAAGGCCCACAGGCAGCCCAAGGCUCUGAAGCCCAAGAAGAAGAAGAAUAUAUCUCACGACGUCUUUGGUACCAAGUAUGGUCGGCUGCACAUGCAGAGACAGGAUCUGGGCAAGUUGCAGACACGCAAGAUGAAGGGUCUGAGGAAGAGGAGGGGACCAAAGGUUGAAGUUGAGGCACAGCCUGCUGAAGCUGUCAAAGUUGACGAAUGAAGUCAAUGUUUAUUAUAAUUUGACUCCCAAUCUGAAAGUUGUAUUGUUGAACCAAUAAUUUCAGUGAUCCUUUUGUUGGUUUGCGAGGUUUCCCAUGUAUACACGUUCUCAUGUCAGGUCGUGACAUGACGAAGAAUGUGGCAUGCCUGCAAGUAUUUCUUGCCAUAAGGGUCAAAUUCUCCCUUGGACAUAUUCAUGUUUAUUGUUAAUUUCUCAUGACGUGCUAGCCUUACAUGUAUUUUUUCUCUGUGUACUUAACUUCCCAUUUGAAUUUCUUUAAACAAUAGUCCUCGAUUGAAUCUUUAAUGAAUGGUCAUUUUCACCUCAAGAAACCGGUUCCGUUUUUUGUACAGAAGAGGUCGCUGGCAAAUAAUAUUUUGAAAAACGUUGA
Molecule: messenger RNA, 1396 nt
Organism: Hypomesus transpacificus
Lineage: Eukaryota; Metazoa; Chordata; Actinopteri; Osmeriformes; Osmeridae
Gene: rpf2
Product: ribosome production factor 2 homolog
Exons: 10
Coding region: 85-1005 (306 amino acids)
Biological process (GO): maturation of LSU-rRNA from tricistronic rRNA transcript (SSU-rRNA, 5.8S rRNA, LSU-rRNA); ribosomal large subunit assembly
Cellular component (GO): nucleolus
Molecular function (GO): rRNA binding
Source: RefSeq, a predicted model, not a curated record